AUGUCAAAUUCGGUAAAGUCACGCGAUUCUGCGCUUAAUGCCAUCAAGCGCUACAUGGCAAAGAGCAUCGAUGAUGCAUUUACGAUGGAUGCUGAAUCCGUGACAAGUUAUCUGCAGCUGUUGAAUGAGCAAUGGGCCCGAUUCAGCGCAGCUCAAGAUGCAGUGGAAAAUUCCUGUGGAGCCGACAACACGGAUUUGGAGGAAAACGUACGAAUUCAAGCCGAAACUUGGUACUCUACUGCAUUGGCGAAUUUCAACCGGGUACAAAAGUGUCGUACAGAACCUCCAAGUCAGCAUGCGACCACACCAACAACCAUAUCUGCCUCUAUACGUUUACCAAAGAUGGAGCUACCAUCAUUUUCGGGCGAUUCCACCGAGUGGGUAGGUUUUUAUGACGCGUUCUGCUCGCUGGUUGAUACAAACGCCGCAUUGUCGGACGGCCAGAAGAUGCAUUACUUACGCAGCUGUUUAAAGGGUGAUGCAUUGAAGAUCAUUAGCGGCUUCAAGAUCAGCGACGCUAACUACAAGGAGGCAUGGGAUCUGUUGAAGUCUCGUUUCAAAAUCAUGCGAGUCAUUGUUGAGGCGCACCUUAAAGCAAUGGCUGACAUCCGAAAAGCCGCAAGGGAUACUGCCAGUGCUAUCAAAGGCGUUCUCGACGCAUAUCAGCAGCAUAUUCGAGAACUGAAGGCUUUAGGUCGCCCCGUCGAAUUCUGGGACGAUUGGUUAGUGCACGAGGUGGUAAACAGAUUAGCAUUUGAGACCAGGAAGCAGUGGGAGCUAUCCCUUGUUACUGACGAGCCCCCAAAUUUCGAUCAAUUAGCAACAUUUUUGGAGGUGAGGUGCCGAUCACUAUCGAUGCUUUCAGCAGCAGCUGCCCCGCCACAAGGCAGUAAGUCGACUACAGCAAGCAGGUCCACCAAGGUUUUCCACGCACUACCGGAGCAGAACAGUGUGAGUUGUCCCUAUUGCAAGGGAGCUCAUAAGAUUUACUCAUGCGAUAAAUUCAAUCCGCUGGAUUCUACCGCUAAAUUAAAGUUCGCUAAAGAGGCACGACUUUGUUUAAAUUGUUUGAGCUCGGGUCAUUUUAAGUCUCGUUGCAAUAGCACAUCGGUAUGUCGAACUUGUCGCCAACGCCAUCACACUCUACUACAUAUCGCUGCAACCGCAACCAGUGAGGCCACUACAGCUGAAAAUAUAAAACAAGCAAGCUCUAACUACGCCACCGCAGAUACCGCUCCUCUUAACAAUGAAACCGCUGCACCCGCAAUCGAUUCUUCGAUGGAUCCCGCUCGCGGAUCCUUUUCUUCGUGCUUAAAUUCUGAUGCUGACCCACUACCUGUAAACCAAAGGACCGUUCUGCUUGCUACAGCUCUAGUAAAGGUGCGCGAUUCCGCCGGUCGCUGGCAACCGGCACGUUUGCUGUUCGACUCUGGGUCCCACGCAUCUUUUGUAACGGAGUCGUGUGUUCAACGCCUGGGUCUACCCAGAACGUCGUCUGCCGUAGUCAUCACAGGAAUUGGGUCAUCACAAGGAGGACGAGCUAGAGGCGAGGUUCUACUUUCGCUUUCGUCAUAUUAUUCAGACAAAUGUUACACGAUCAACGCUCUGAUUCUGCCGAAAAUUACGGGAGAUUUGCCAACGCAAACAUUGGCUCCGUCGACAUGGCCGCACAUUCAUGGGCUAUUCUUAGCAGACCCGCAGUUUAUGAAGCCUGGUCGCAUAGACAUAUUGGUCGGCAUGGACGUUAUGGACCAGCUAGUUUGUCCGGAAAUUCGCAAGGGUCAAUUGGGUAUGCCUAUGAUGCAGCGAACGGUCUUUGGGUGGACACUAUUUGGUAGAGUGGACGGUUCAUCAAUGCCGAGUCUACAGGCAUUACAUUGUGAUGUACGAUUAGAAAGAGCACUUACAAGGUUGUGGGAGUUAGAAGAGACCCCGCACAAAAUGCAUCUGACCGCUGAAGAACGCUUUUGCGAAAAACACUUCGAAUCAACGCACCUGAGGUCACCUGAUGGUCGAUUUAUUGUCGAGUUGCCGCUGAAACCUGAUGUGCCGCUGGGAGAUUCUCGAAGCUUUGCUGUUCGUAAUCUGUUCCGGAUGGAGAGAAAGCUGGCUGGCGACGAAGAGUUACGUAGAAGUUACAAUGAGUUCAUGCAAGAACUCAUUGACAUGAACCAUAUGGAGCGGGUAACUGAAGCGGCAAGUCAAGCGUACUACAUGCCACAUCACCCCGUAGUAAAGGAGUCAAGUGUUACGACAAAGCUACGGGUUGUCUUCAACGCAUCCGCUAAGACUACAACUGGGAACUCACUCAAUGAUGCACUAUUUGUUGGACCGCAGCUGCAACAGGACUUGGUUUCGAUACUCAUGCGCUUCAGAACUCAUCGGUAUGCAGUAACUGCGGAUAUUGCGAAGAUGUACCGCCAAGUCUGCGUAUCAUCCAAUCACGUCGAUCUGCAACGAAUUGUUUGGCGUACUGAUCCAUCAUUGCCUAUCCAAGACUACCGAAUGUUACGUGUCACUUAUGGAGUAGCAGCUGCAUCCCACCUAGCCGUUAAAUCGUUACAGCAGACUGCAGCAUAUUCAGCAAAUAAGUGUGAAAAGGCCGCUGCUGUCAUACAUAGGGAUUUUUACAUGGACGAUCUACUGACUGGCGCUUCUUGUAAAGAAGAACUUCAUUCAUUGCAACGAAAUAUUUCCGAAAUUCUCAGCGGGGGUGGAUUCGAGCUUCGUAAGUGGGCGUCAAACUGUGUGGAGUUGAAGGACUGUAUCUCCAACGCCUCCAAAAACAUUUCGCACUACAUAGCUGAUGGGAAAGACGUUCACGCUUUGGGCCUCAUUUGGAAUACAGAAGAAGACUGCUUCACGUUCGCAAUCAACCUUAAGCAACCCACUUCUAUUUUAUCCAAGAGAGCUUUCUUAUCCGACGCCAGUACGCUUUUCGAUCCGCUGGGAUUGCUCGCUCCAACUACCAUUAAGUCCAAGAUGUGGUUUCAAGACAUCUGGCGUGACGGGGUUAACUGGGAUGACCUCAUUCCCGAGACGAUCUCAAAACAGUGGCUUGAACAUCGCUCAGAACUACAAAAAUUGGAAAUGCUAAAGGUUAAUCGCUGGCUUGGCUGUGGAACGCUUGGUUCAGUAACCGAACUUCACGUAUUUGCCGACGCUUCAGAACGCGCUUACGCUGCCGUUCUGUAUGCGCGCACCGUUCAAAGCGACGGCCAUAUCGCGGUCGCCCUAAUAUCGGCCAAGUCUAAAGUAGCGCCAAUAAAGCCAACUACACUACCUCGUUUGGAGCUUUGUGCAGCGCAUCUCGCUUCCAAGUUAGUGAGAAGCGUGUUAAAUAGUUGGAAUGAUCUCCGCUAUCCGUUGUACGCUUGGACGGAUUCAACUAUUACCUUGGCAUGGCUGCAAGAACACCCCAGCAAAUGGAUGACAUUUAUAGCAAACCGCGUCGCUGACAUCCAAGAGGUACUACCGCCUGAGUGCUGGAAUCACGUCCGCUCCGAACAUAAUCCUGCAGACUGUGCGUCAAGGGGUAUACCUCCGGCUGAUUUAUUGAAUCACCAACUGUGGUGGACGGGACCUGAUUUCCUGCUGAGCAGUAACCAGUUCUGGAAGCAAGCCGCAACAAAGCAGCACACUACCGAGGUUGGUAUGCGCAACAAGGUUCCCGCUCAUGUCGCGACUUCCGACUGUCAUUGGCCAAUGAUAAUGCACUACUCAUCGUUCUCGAAGUUACGACGCGUCGUCGCUUAUGUGAUAAGAUUUUUACGCCAUGUUCGAGCUAAAGUUCAGCGCACCAUUCAAAAGCAAUACGGGCCUCCAAGCUGUCAGGAGAUAUUUGAAGCCGAAUUACGUUUGAUAAGAUAUAGCCAACGUUUCUAUUUUUCUAACGAAAUAUCUUUUUGCAGCGCAAAAAAGCCUCUCCCACUUCGCAGUAGCCUUUUGCGCUUAGAGCCGUUUCUCGACAAAAACGAUGUCCUACGUGUUGGAGGUAGGUUAAAACACGCUGAGGUCUCACCUGAUGUAAAGCAUCCAAUCAUCUUGCACAAGAGCUGUCCGAUAGCAAAGUUAAUGAUCUCCGACAUACAUAAGUUUACGUUACACGCUGGGCCUCGUAUAAUGCAAGUCAUUUUGCAACGCCGAUAUUGGGUUAUCGGUGCUCGUGGCCUGAUUCGUAACGUAUAUCACAAAUGUAUUAAAUGCAUAUGUUUGAAUCGAAAUCUUGCUAUGCAAUCGAUGGGAGAUCUACCCGCUUCCAGAACCAACUACGCUCGUUGUUUCACUCGCUCUGCGGUGGACUUCGCUGGUCCAUACAUGUACAAGUUUACGCACGGCAGAGGAGCGAAGUCUACUAAGGGUUAUAUUUGUUCUUUUGUGUGUAUGUGCACUGGCGCUAUGCACUUGGAAUUGGUUGGUGACUUGUCAGCGCCAGCAUUCCUCAACGCCUUUAAAAGAUUCGUUAACCGCAGAGGAUAUUGCAAGGUCAUGUUCUCUGACAACGGCACAAAUUUUGUCGGCGCUGAAAAGGUUCUGCGUAAUAAUUUUCAACAAUGUAUGUCAGAUGAGAGACUUCGUACAUUUUUUGCUGAUUCGAACAUCGAGUGGCGUUUCAAUCCACCGGCUGCACCCCAUAUGGGAGGAUACUGGGAGACAGGUAUUAAGCGGAUAAAGUAUCACUUGAAACGUGUUUUGGGCGAAACUUUGUUAUCGUAUGAAGAGUUCAGUACGCUACUGACAGAAGUGGAAGCCUGUGUUAACUCCCGCCCACUAUGUGAGAGCUCGACAACUGCAGGAGACCUCGAAGUUCUAACUCCUGGGCAUUUCAUAAUUGGUGAACCGCUGAAGUCGAUCCCAGAGCCUGAGGGUCAAGGGUUCUGGG
Messenger RNA from Rhagoletis pomonella (apple maggot), 4882 nucleotides. RefSeq lists its product as uncharacterized. Gene Ontology annotation, biological process: proteolysis; DNA integration. The transcript has a single exon. The annotation marks the transcript as partial. Gene Ontology annotation, molecular function: nucleic acid binding; aspartic-type endopeptidase activity. NCBI's taxonomy places the organism in Eukaryota, Metazoa, Arthropoda, Insecta, Diptera, Tephritidae. The record is from RefSeq and is a predicted model, not a curated record.